This is a messenger RNA of Ostertagia ostertagi, 537 nucleotides long. Lineage: Eukaryota; Metazoa; Nematoda; Chromadorea; Rhabditida; Trichostrongylidae. The record is from the annotation of a GenBank genome assembly.
AUGGACAACGCAGGACGCCGGAACGCACCUCCAAAACAGGAGAUUAUUGCUUUCGUGUUCGAUAGAGUAUGCUAUGAAUUGGAGAGACUUGCUGAAUGGGGUGAACGUCCACUUUCCGAUUUGUGCAACUGCGGCGAGGAUCAUAUCCAUAGUUGCGAUGAUGAGAAGAAGCGAGUUGUACUGCUCGGAUUGCAGCUGUUAGCAUUGGUCAUGACGAAUCAUUUGGGUCUUGAUUGCUAUCUACUAGACGUUUUUCCAGAUGAACAGGUUAUCAUUACCAUGCACAACGAUGAUGAAGAGGAUGAUAUCGUGGACUUAUGUACAGCAGCCAAUAAUGUUAAGAUUGAUGUGAAGCGUUUGGUGAAAGCGUGCCGUGAACUUAAGAUUCCUCUGCUCCAUCUUGCAGUCAAAGAAAACGAUUUUGUCGAGUUCGAAGGCAUACCUUCACAUUUCGUCGUGGAUCGCUUGUUAGCAGCUGGUAUGUGCGUGAAUUCGAAGGACGCCGAUGGCGAUACUGCGUUGCAUGUCUCAUGGUGA